AUGGACCCACCUCGCGCCGUCGCCGUUCUUCUCCUCAUACUCCUUCCCGUGCUCGCCCCGGUGGCCUCCGGCGUGCCCUUCGUCGUCCUGCACGGGAUUGGCGACGAGUGCGGGAACGAUGGCCUGGCAUCCUUCACCGAGAUGCUUGGGGAGUGGUCCGGCUCCAAAGGUUACUGCAUUGAAAUUGGAAGAGGAGCAUGGGACUCUUGGUUGAUGCCACUUCAAGGGCAGGCAAAUACGGUUUGCAAGAAGGUCAAGAAAAUGAAAGAGCUCAGUGAAGGUUACAAUAUAGUUGGCCUGUCUCAGGGGAACUUAAUUGGCAGGGCUGUAAUCGAGUACUGUGAUGGUGGACCUCCGGUCAAGAAUUUCAUAUCAAUUGGGGGUCCUCAUGCUGGUACAGCUUCAGUGCCACUUUGUGGUUCUGGGUUUCUUUGUAUUCUGAUUGAUGAUCUGAUUAAAUCAGAGAUAUAUUCAGAUUACGUGCAGUAA
This is a messenger RNA of Miscanthus lutarioriparius, 489 nucleotides long. The record is from the annotation of a GenBank genome assembly. Lineage: Eukaryota; Viridiplantae; Streptophyta; Magnoliopsida; Poales; Poaceae.